GCACCUUAUUCUUCAACCGAUUCAAAAUUAGUCAUUUUUACGAAAUUUGAUUAAAAAAAAGAAAAACAAGCUUAAAGUGGAUAAAAGUAUGGAAAAUACUCGCAGUAGGAAAAGCCCAGAAGAUUUCCAAUUUGGUCGUGUUAUAGGAGAAGGAUCUUUUUCAACUGUUUAUUUAGCUAAAGAAGUUGAAAGUGGAAAAGAAUUUGCAAUAAAAGUUUGUGACAAAGAUCAUAUAAUACGGGAAAAAAAGCAAGAAUAUAUUAAGCGUGAAAAGUCAGCACUCCACCUUCUAAGCAAUUCCCAAGGAAUCAUUCGAUUGGCAUACACUUUUCAAGAUAGAUCGAAACUUUAUUUUGUCCUAACAUAUGCUCCUAACGGAGAAUUACUAAAAUAUAUCAAUAAAUUAGGCUCCUUAAGCAUUGAGUGCGUUAGAUUUUACUCAGCAGAGCUAUUACGAGCAAUCGAGGAAAUGCAUAAAAAGAAUAUUAUUCACAGAGAUUUAAAGCCAGAGAACUUGUUACUUAAUCGGGAUAUGCAUUUAUUAUUGGCGGACUUUGGUUCUUCGAAAAUCCUCCCUGAAGAUUAUGAUUAUGACAUAGCACAAGAUGAAAUCGAAAGAAAUCGAGAAGAGAAAGCAAAUGAAAGUGAUGAUAGCAAUGACAUACGUUUGAGAAAUUCACGUCUCGUAAGAAGAGUGAGCUUUGUUGGAACAGCUCAAUAUGUCUCUCCAGAAGUACUGAAUGGAGACGCUCCACAUUUGUCAACAGAUCUCUGGGCAUUUGGAUGCAUAAUCUAUCAAAUGAUCUCAGGCGUUCCACCUUUCCGUGGAGCAUCAGAUUACUUGAUAUUUCAGAAGAUCAAGAAUCUUGAUUUUAAAUUUUCGGAUGAUUUUGAAGAACAAGCAAAAGAUUUAAUCACAAAACUUUUGCGCAUCCGUCCAAAAGAACGUCUAGGUGCAAAUGAUUCCGAUGAAAUUCGUUAUCAUUCGAUACGAAGUCAUCCGUUUUUCGAAGGAAUAGUUUGGAAUGAUAUUUACAAACAAAAACCUCCAGAGAUAAAGAUCCCUCCAAACAUAAAUGAUGAUGACCUACAGCAAUCUGAUUUUGAGUUUUCCGAUGAAAUUGAACCUGGCCUUGGACAACGACAAUUAAGAAGAAUUUUACAGAUGGAAUUCGGAUCUGCAAAAAUUAGUAGUGCAAAAGAACAGAAUAGCACGCCACCACCUUCGUCAACUUCCUUACUUCAGAAGCUUUUGGAAGAACAAAAACAACUCGAAUGGUCGGCAUUCGUUGAAAGCGAUGAGCUCAUUCUUAGAUAUGGUUUUAUUAUGAAACGUAAAAAAGGCCUUUUCGCUCGUCGUCGAAUGCUUCUGCUAACAAAUAAGCCUCGAUUAAUAUACAUCGAUCCAAACACAAACAUAAAGAAAGGUGAAAUUCCUUUCGAUGCAAAUAUUUCAUGUGAAGCAAAAAAUUUUAGACAUUUUUUAGUUCAUACUCCUAAUAGAAUUUACUAUCUUGAAGACUUGAAAGGAGAUGCUUUAAUCUGGUGCGAAGCUAUUGAAAAUGCAAGACAAAAGUACAUCAAAGUUUCAUGAAAAC
Messenger RNA from Clunio marinus, 1598 nucleotides. The record is from the annotation of a GenBank genome assembly. Lineage: Eukaryota; Metazoa; Arthropoda; Insecta; Diptera; Chironomidae.